This is a messenger RNA of Racocetra fulgida, 250 nucleotides long. The record is from the annotation of a GenBank genome assembly. NCBI's taxonomy places the organism in Eukaryota, Fungi, Glomeromycota, Glomeromycetes, Diversisporales, Gigasporaceae.
AUGAUCGAAAACAAUCAAGAUAUUCAAUUAGGACAAAUAAUUGUAAUGGAUCCCUUAGUUACAAAAUAUCGUGGACGUCCACCUACUAAAAGAUUGAAAAGUUUAUCUAAAAGCCAAGGUUAUAAAGAAUCAGCACACGCUCAUCAUUUAAUGAAUCUGCAAGGUCAUAAUUUACCAAUAGCUCUUUCAGCUGUAGAUCUGAAUAAUAAUUAUACUAUAGAUAGUAACUCAAAUGCAUUGUAUAAUGAAA